Molecule: messenger RNA, 478 nt
Organism: Staurois parvus
Lineage: Eukaryota; Metazoa; Chordata; Amphibia; Anura; Ranidae
Source: the annotation of a GenBank genome assembly
AUGGGCCCCUGUACCGCCUCCUCAUGCUGCUGCCAGGCCCGUAAUCUGCCAUGGGCCCCAGUACCGCCUCCUCAUGCUGCUGCCAGGCCCGUAAUCUGCCAUGGGCCCCUGUACCGCCUCCUCAUGCUGCUGCCAGGUCCACAGUCUCUCAUGGGUCCCUGUACGGCCUCCCAUUGCUGCUGUCUCCAUCGCCACACUCUGCCAUGUGCCACUUUCAGGUCUCCUCACACUGCUGGUGUGUUCCAUUUUUUGUCAUAGGGUGCUGGCAGAUUACGGGCCUCCCAUAGCUGCUGCCAGGCCCCUAAUCUGCCAUGGGCCCCUGUACCGCCUCCUCAUGCUGCUGCCAGGUCCACAGUCUCUCAUGGGUCCCUGUACGGCCUCCCAUUGCUGCUGUCUCCAUCGCCACACUCUGCCAUGUGCCACUUUCAGGUCUCCUCACACACUGCUGGUGUGUUCCAUUUUUUGUCAUAGGGUGCUG